CUCCCUGUUUUUGCAUCCUCCACUGAAAAAAACAAACAUCAUCCAAAACCCCAAACCAAACCACAAUCACCUCUCUCACUCACUCAUUCAAGAAUUGAAAAAAAAAAACACAGUUUCUUGGUGAAUUGGGAUCUCUCACCACUCCAUGGCUGCUGCUGCUACUUUUAUCUCUGCCCCUGCAACCUUCCACGGCGGGUUUUCGGCUUCCCUGGGCGGCGAGGGCUACUCGGCCCUUGCCCGGACAAUGCCCGUGGCGGUUCGGGUUUCAAGCCCGGUCCGGGCGCAACCGAUGAUGAAGAAUGUUAAUGAAGGGAAGGGGCUUUUUGCUCCAAUUGUUGUCAUUGCCAGGGACAUUAUUGGCAAGAAAAGGUUUAACCAGCUCAGAGGCAAAGCCAUUGCUUUACACUCUCAGGUGAUUACAGAGUUCUGCAAAUCAAUUGGGGCAGAUCCGAAGCAGAGGCAAGGAUUGAUUCGGCUAGCAAAGAAGAACGGGGAGAGGCUUGGGUUCCUUGCUUGACGGCUUCAUCAUUUAUAAUGGUCAGAAUAAUCUCAGAAGCUUUGUAUUUACUGUUUUUAAAAAAGAUUUCAGACAGAAUUUGUUUAUAUUUAUGCAUUUCAUAGUGAUUUACCAUUACCAUCUGAAUCCAAGAUUAGGCCAAAAUGAUUGUUUGAUUAAGCCAAAGAUGGAGUUGCUAUGUCAAACUCUGACAAUAGACAUAGGUGUUUCGG
Molecule: messenger RNA, 729 nt
Organism: Cuscuta campestris
Lineage: Eukaryota; Viridiplantae; Streptophyta; Magnoliopsida; Solanales; Convolvulaceae
Source: the annotation of a GenBank genome assembly